AUGAAUGGUACGGGUGUAGUACCGCUGAUACAACAAGUCGAGUUUCUAGAUGCGUUAACGCACAAUAAGCCGCUGCCAGCCGGCUGUGAGGCACAGCUAAUGAUGCCAUUGACAGUAGGAACGACAGAUUACUACGUCCAACAUUAUGUGUUUCCAGUACAGUUUAUACUUGGUGUGGCUGGGAACUGCAUCAAUUUGAUUGUGCUGCUUAGUGCUGGCAUGAAAAAUCAGGUGAAAUAAAGUUUUUCUGUUAUUUUAGAUAUGAACACUUUCUAAUUUGAAAUUUUUUCAAUUACAGUCGAAACUUUAUAGUAUGGUUCUAUGUACUGUACUAUAAUACUUAUAUUACACUACAUACUAAAGACACUGUGUUUUAAAUUGAAAUUACAUAAAUGAUCAUUGAAUUUUUAGGCGAACACCCUACUGUCGGCUAUGGCAUUCGCCGACUUGGCGUUCCUGGUAUGUCUACUACCGUUUUCACUGGCAUCAUUUCAUUUGUUUUACUCGAGUACGUGGUUUGCAUAUCUAUUUCUGCGCUACAAAACCCACGCUGUAGCUUUAGCCAAUAUGUUUUCUGUGGCUGCUUCGUGGUAAGUCUUUUAACGUACCUUUUUUCUAUUACAAUCUUAUAGGUUUUUUUAAAAAAAGUUUUAUUGUUAUUGUAAUAUACAUAGUACUUUCCAAUCUUAAAAAACUUUUAUAUUUAAAAUGUAAAAGACUAUAUUUUUUAAUCUAAAAUACGACUUAUACUGACAAUAUUUUUAAAAAGUUUAGGAUGGUGUUAGCAGUAUCAAUCGAGCGAUUUACGGGUGUACGACGGCCGAUGCACACAAGAUUCCAGCUUCGUGAUCGGUUGUUGUUUACGUUAAUAUCAUUUGUCUUUCUUUUGGCUUUUGCACUCACCUUUUCUCAUCACAUCGAAUACGACGUAUCUAUAAUCUCAACCAAAUGCAACACAAUCAAGGCUGUGUACAGGCAUUCGACUCAAGUAAGGGUGCUAUCAUUUUUAGAAGCUUAAAAGUUAAUUUUUCAUUUUCGAAAAAAGGUUUAAUUUUAAAAAUAAAUUAUUGUAUUUUAGAAAGCAGGGACAUCACAAAUCUACAUAGCUUACAUUGGAUAUGCAAAGAUAUUCCAAACGGUAAUGGGGGUAGCUUUGCCAGUAAUAGCUGUUGCCAUUCUCAACGUAUCACUCAUAUACUUCUUACGGAAACGAGAAAUAUUACCACGCCUGGUAUCGGACAAACAAAUGGAAGCUAGAUUUGUGUAAGUUAACAAAAUUACAAUUUACUUUGCUGAAUACGAAGGCUAAAAGCUCUUUUCAAAAGUCAAUCCUUUAGCUACUUUUUCAAUUUCACGGCAAUUUGUAACAUAUUACACAUGAUUUUCGAAAUACAGUGAGAUCUCUUUACUAUGUCCCUCUGUGUGUGACACCUUCCUUAUAAUAACCGCCUUUUGACCGCCUUUGUAAUAGAACAUCUAUCAAAAAGUACCUGAGUAGUGUGACAGCCUCCUCAGAAUGGCAAGUUUCAAUCAGUCCCUGGGGUGUCAUAUUAAAAAGAGUUGACUUUUUGUGUCAGUUCAUCCUAUAAACAAUAUUUUCUGAAAGUAAUGUCCUAAUUUGUAGCCGGUACAGUGACGCGGGCACGGUACAACGACAAGAACGAAGAGUGACAGCUACUGUUCUGGCCAUAGUGACGUGUUUCACCGUUACCCAUGUAAGUUCACUUUUAAUUACUAUUUUUAGCCAUUCCAUGCUUUGUAAACAACAUUAGCUAUUUUUAAGCUUGUACUUGUUACAAAGUAUAAAUAACUUAUUUUUGUCAAAAAAAAUAUAAGAAAACUUUUUAAAAAUUAUAUUGUUUUAGUUGCCGACGUUGGGGCCGUUCGUUUGGGAACAUUUGAAUCAGAAUGGCGUCACAAUGGACAACAAUGUAAUCACAUUACUGAACACAUUACUCGUGUCUGGAAAAGUUUUGAAUUUUGUGUUGUUUUGCCUCAGUUCCACUCACUUCCGCCAGCGUACGAUGGUCAUACUGAGUUCGCAUUUGGUCAGCCAUUUUACAGAAAACUUACUAUUAUAUAAGCAACAAAGCGUAAUAGACAUCUUAGGCCAAAAAAGCCACAAGUACCUUAUGUUGCUUAUACAAGAGUUUUUCAGCUACAAAAACAUAGUAUAGAUGGUACUAUAAUAUAUUUCUACUAUACAGUCUAAAUCAAUAUGUAAAAACCAAUUUUAGUGCCAAGAAACCGGGCGUAAAAAGUACAGUAGUAUGACAACCAACACUUCCAUACCUAAAAUAAGUAAUGCCGGCUCUCAACAUCACUCCAUUCAUUUGCACGACUCUCUCGACCAGUCGAUAUGUGGUUCACCCGCUCGUACCGGUCGUCGGGUACAGCUUCAGAUCGGGGAAGUAAACACAACUUGCUUUAAUGGAACCGAGAAUCAUCGAAAAGCCGGCGUCACGAACGACUUUAAUACGCGGAACAAGCGGCUCUCAAUGUCGUCAAAGUGA
This is a messenger RNA of Bursaphelenchus okinawaensis, 2513 nucleotides long. The record is from the annotation of a GenBank genome assembly. Lineage: Eukaryota; Metazoa; Nematoda; Chromadorea; Rhabditida; Aphelenchoididae.